AUGGCCACGACAGUCCCACUACCAGCAACCCCCGAGUCACUCGCCUACCAACUCCGCAUCGAGAGACGCAUCACAUCUCUCCUCGCCCUCCUCCUCCUCCUCCUCCUCGCUCUCUCUCAGCUCCUGUCGAAUCUCUUCCGCGACGGCGGCCAAGGCAUUCCGAUGCGGAAAUCACGCCAACAUCAAGGUCGCGAUCCACUACACUGUCUGGCUUCCAUGCUCGAUUCGCAUUCGGAAGACGGAGAUGGAAAUGGAAAGGAAGUCCUGCUCCCCUAUGGUGUCGUCCCCGGAAUCAUGGGCAUGUUGCUGCCUCUGAAGAUCUCCCCCGAUGGUGGAGAGGAUGGAGAGCGGGUGACGACGUAUGUUCUCUCUCUUCUUCCCUUUCUCUCUUCUCUCCUCCAACACACGAUCUGAAUCACCUGAACACACGGACUGAAUUAGGCUGACUUGAUUUCUUCACAGGUGGAUGACCGGCUCCCUCCCCAUCCAUUACCCCAAAUCUCUCCUCAAUGCAGACCCGGAACUGCGAAGACUACAUCUCGAUCUGACGGCUGCCAUGAGGAGGGAUUUCUCUCGUACCAGCACGGCAGAGGGAAGUGGAAAGAGAUUGAUAGCAGUUUGGAAUUCUCUGAGACGUCCUGCGAGGAUUCAUGAUGAUAUCGCGGAGAGGAUCGAUGCUGCUCUGGAUUUGGGCCAGAAGGGCAGGUGGGACUCUUGGGUGGAGACGGUGGCUUGCCGGUGGACAUUGAAUUGGACUGCUUCGCUGCCGUUGGCGCAUGGAUGGACCAAGAGGAAGGGAGUGGAUUGUGAUGCCUGGAGAUUACAAAGGGAAGCUCUCGGGGGUUUGAGGAUGCUUUUGGGUGUGGUAAGAGGCAUGGAGGAGUUUUGUGCUUGGAAGGAAGAGGGAGACGACAGUGGUGAAGGGAGGCGGAGGGCGAGGAUUGACGUGAGUGCUCUUCGAAUGCCUUGUCCACUCUCUGUUCUGUUCCUACAAGAGUCAUCGACUGACUGGAUCAAUAUAAUAGACACCCACCUCCCUCUCCAUCGCCCGCAAACUCAAAACCACCAUCUUGCAACGCAUCGAAGAGCUCGCUCACGAAGAAGCCCUCUUCACCGUCCAUCUCCUCCACCACCUCCAUCCAUCAACCCACUGCUCCCAUCCCCAUGACGAAGACGACGACAGCACCUGUCCACCCGCUUUCAUCCCCGGCGCCACUACCGUUCCUCUCUUCCCCGAGGGCAACACAACCACACGAUCCAACCGCCCUUUCCUCCUCCAAUCUCCCUCCUACCUCUACGGCCUCCUCCCCGUCCCCGGGCGGCCCGAAACACAAGAGAAACUGCAUUUCUACGCCGGAUCAUACGCCGCGGCCAUCUGGGCGGAACUCUUAGCGGACAUGGUCGUUCAGGGUAUCAAUCAUGUCAUUGAAAGGGAAUGUGCGGGUGUCGUAGGGAAGAGUCGGAGACUUUUGGAGGACGUUCUCAGGGGCGUGGAAGAGGGACGGAUCGAGAAUGAGAGCUUGAAUGAUGGAUGGCAGAUUUUGGACCAGACGCGGGAUUUGGUCCGGGAAGGGUUUGGAUCUGCGCAUAAGGACGAGGAUCGGGAUGGGAAUGAGAGUAGUGCUGCCCUUCUCACCGGGAUCUUCGCCGCGAGGACUCGACGACACGAUCCUACUGGGCGAUCCCACGACGAUGACGACUUGGAUGAGGAAGAAUGCCACCAACUCCUUCACCGCACGACCUCCUCUUCCUCCUCCGACGAAGACGACGAUUCUCCUCUCCCUCCUCUCACCCCCACGCAACGAAAUCUCUGCACCUUCCUCCUCUCCGCCUCUCAUUCCUACUCCGCCCCCCUCUCACAACGCUUCCUCUCCUCUUCCCCGCAAGACAAGAAAGCCGGCCUCCAGAAUCUCCCCAUGGAUCGCGUGUGGAAGGGCAAGACGUGGGAUUUGGAGUGGAUGAGGGGGAGGAUCACGCCCGAGCUUGAGGAGAGGGAGAGUGAUGACGGGGUCGAGGAAUGUCUGUUCUCCGCUCUCCGUCACGGCAGAGGGAAUGACAAUGGGAAAGGAAGAGGGGGCAUUUGGGAUGAUACGGAGACGUAUACCCUCGCCAAGGGCAGCGUGUGGAUUUUCUGGUUAAAGGGUUCGAGGCCUGCGUGGAUCGUUUCGGGAGGAGAUGGAGGGGAUCGUGGAGAGGAUGAGGACGGAGAGGAUGGUAGUGGUAGACAGGGAAGAAGAAGAAGGACAAGAGAGGUUUUAGGAGGAGGAGGAGAGGAGGAUCUGGGAAUCUCGGUGGAUGAUAUUAUUCGGAUUCGAGGCAGGGGGAGGAAGGUGGGGGAGUAG
Molecule: messenger RNA, 2342 nt
Organism: Lecanosticta acicola
Lineage: Eukaryota; Fungi; Ascomycota; Dothideomycetes; Mycosphaerellales; Mycosphaerellaceae
Source: the annotation of a GenBank genome assembly